AUGCUUGGACAGUACGAUUAUCGAAUCGAGCAUUGCUCAGGAAAGAAGCACCAGAAUGCCGAUGCAUUGUCCAGAAAUCCCCUGCCAGUUCCAGUAACUGACCAAGUAAUCAAGACCAAUGCAGUUGACAGCAGCAAAGAGAGAAUAGCUAUCGACAUCAUAGGACCACUGCCAGUAACUGAAUCCAGAAGCAAGUACAUCCUGGUUGUAGGUGACUAUUUCACGAAGUGGAAAGAGGCGUUCUUGAUCUCGAACCAGGAAGCGAGAACUGUCGCAGAGAAACUCGUUAAAGAAGUCAUUGCCAGGUACGGAACACCAGAGCAAAUACAUUCUGACCAGGGUCGCAAUUUUGAAGCCCAGCUGUUCCAGGAAAUGUGCCUCCUGUUCAACAUGGAUAAGACUCAUACAACCCCAUACCACCUGGAAAGCAACGGAAUGAUUGAAAGAAUGAACCGUACCUUCCAGGAUAUGCUGGCCAAGCACAUGUCACACCACCAGCGUGACUGGGAUGAGCACCUGCCAUUGGUGAUAAUGACCUACCGGUCAAGUGUCCAUACGUCCACCCAGUACACACUGUUUUACCUAUUGUUUGGCCAUGAGGUACGAUUACCAGUAGAAGUCAUGUUUGGACGACAACCAAACCACCAGCCAGAAGUAUCAGAGUACAUAAGGGAGUUGCGUGACACCCUGGAAGAAGUCCAUGAGCAUGCCAGGAAGCACCUGCAAACUGCCCAGAAGCGUCAAAAGGACCACUAUGAUCAGCGAAUUGCUGGAGAACAAAUCGAGAUUGUAAUCAAGACCAAUGCAGUUGACAGCAGCAAAGAGAGAAUAGCUAUCGACAUCAUAGGACCACUGCCAGUAACUGAAUCCAGAAGCAAGUACAUCCUGGUUGUAGGUGACUAUUUCACGAAGUGGAAAGAGGCGUUCUUGAUCUCGAACCAGGAAGCGAGAACUGUCGCAGAGAAACUCGUUAAAGAAGUCAUUGCCAGGUACGGAACACCAGAGCAAAUACAUUCUGACCAGGGUCGCAAUUUUGAAGCCCAGCUGUUCCAGGAAAUGUGCCUCCUGUUCAACAUGGAUAAGACUCAUACAACCCCAUACCACCUGGAAAGCAACGGAAUGAUUGAAAGAAUGAACCGUACCUUCCAGGAUAUGCUGGCCAAGCACAUGUCACACCACCAGCGUGACUGGGAUGAGCACCUGCCAUUGGUGAUAAUGACCUACCGGUCAAGUGUCCAUACGUCCACCCAGUACACACUGUUUUACCUAUUGUUUGGCCAUGAGGUACGAUUACCAGUAGAAGUCAUGUUUGGACGACAACCAAACCACCAGCCAGAAGUAUCAGAGUACAUAAGGGAGUUGCGUGACACCCUGGAAGAAGUCCAUGAGCAUGCCAGGAAGCACCUGCAAACUGCCCAGAAGCGUCAAAAGGACCACUAUGAUCAGCGAAUUGCUGGAGAACAAAUCGAGAUUGGCGAUCGAGUGUUCCUCCAUGACCCCGCACUCAAGAAAGGGCAGACUAAGAAGCUCCACUCACCAUGGCAGGGCCCUUACAUUGUGAUGACGAAGAUUGGUGAUGUGACCUACCGUAUCCAGGCAGAAGACAACCCCAGGAAAAGAAAGGUGGUACACUUCAACCGCCUGAAGGCCUGUGGUGUACUUAAACCAGUAGAGCAGCAGCGCAGACCUACCCAGACUGCUAGUUCUGAACCUCAAACUGAAGUGCGAAGACCGCAUGUUCCACCACGGUAUGUUCCUGAUGAAACGGACCUCAUGUACAUGGACGAGACAGCAGCCGAUGUGGAAGUUGCAAUUCCUGAACGCCUUGACCGAGACUGGGAAUUGCCUGCUGCAGUAAACAACCGACCAGUACAUGCAGACAGGCCUAGACGAAAAGUCAGACCUUCAAUCUGGAUGAGACACUUCCUAUCUUGAUCAGUAGUUUACUAAUUAGUUAAUAAAUUGUGCUUUGGACCGAAAAUGCUAGUUUUGUUUAGACCGAGGUAUUAGUUUCGCCUCCCUAUAGCUCCAGCAUGGGGACAUGCCUUUUUCAAAGGGGGAGAUAGUGUAGUGAAGUCUAUGAAAGCAUGACGAAGCGUGACAUAUUAUUUUAGAACAACAUUGAUUACACAAUAAUAACCGGUAAUAUGAUCUUUGUAUGAUCCUUUGUUUAAGUAAGCAUGAGACUAUUUGAGUAUGUGUCGCAAUAUAUAGUUCGUGUUUUCCGUCUUUAAACAUAUAGGAAGGCUAGUUCCUUCUAGCAACAAGUUUUAGAGUAGGAUUCUGCUCAAUUAAAUGCCUAGUUCCGCAGGAUUUACGUAAGUAAUCACUCGUAUCUGUGAAAUUGUGGUUAUGUCGUAAUUAAGUUGUUUAUCCCAAAUUAUCCCAAAAGAAACUCCUUGUAUCUUCUGUAUUUUCUAUCACGUAUUGGUUAGCUACCAUCAUGUAUAUAAGAACGUUGAUUCAAGCAAUAAAGUAGAUUCAGUUGAUUGUACAGCAGUUGAGUGUGUUCCACUCCAUGAGUGUGCUCUGAUAAGCCAAGAGCGUGCCCAAGCAUCACAACAGUUCAACUCUAAUCAACCCUCGGCCAAGUUUUUCACUACACUUCAUUUGAAUUUUUUCUCUUAAUUAGACUGGACUUUGCCCUUUUAUUGACAAUGCGAUGUGGCUCGGACUUUUGACGUAACUUUGGACUUUUGCAAAGCUUGAACAUCAGUGAGGUAAGAUAUCAGGUAAUGACCUAACUCUGGAAUUUGCCCAGGUCAUAAUAUCAUGACGUCAAGAAACACAUCACAAUCCAUCCCAACACCGUGAUAAAAACGGUUGCCCUUUUUCUUUGGUCAUUCAGGAAACAAACAAUGGCAAGAAAUUAUUGCAGCCAAUGCUAAAAACCACUAUUUCCAGAGCCAAUCUACUGCAGAGCUUGCUGCAAAGGGUAUUUUCACCAAAGCUGUAUUCAAAGUCAUCACCUCAAAUGCUGUCCAUGUUGCCAACUGAAUUCCCUACACAAUGCCUUUGGAUUUUAAUUAUUAUUACUCUUGGAUGACAAAACAAACAGACAACCUUCGUUACUGCAGCUACACACUUUUGACAUGCACCUCCAGCAUAAAAAAGUGUUCUCCCUCUUCUGUAGACCAAAUAAGAAAACAGGUAAAUUUCAUAUGGUUUUGUUAUGCUCUAUUGUUCAUGACAAGUUAUAAGGCACUUGGAACCACAUACAAGCCAAAUUGGCGAUGUUGAUUCAGUGUAAUUUUUUGGUCACACGUGAAAAGCUUGCGAUGGAAUACUUGUACUCUCAAAGUGGAGUGGUAUUAGUAGAGAAUGAACAGGACCUCAGUGACAUGAGAGAUGACAGUAUUAAGGCAGACAGCAACAGUGUUACCGAUCGCAAAGAGGGUGGACACUAUGAAGACCCACUCAACCAAAUAAUAACUGUGGGGUGAUGAAACCUGACAGGACAAAUCAACUGUUCACAUGUUUGAAACGAUAAACGAUCCCCUAACCAGAUGCAGUCUAUUUUCGCUUUAAGAAUAGACAAUGUUUUUAUUCAUUUUAUUUGUACAGUGAGAGACAGAAGAACAACACAAGGAGGCAGUCCAUUCUCAAGGCCUACCUGGACUUGACAAAGUACUCAAAGUGGCCGAGGCUCUCAUCACUAUGGAGGGACUAUUUGCCCAAGAUGAAGUACUGAAGCGAUUAUAUGACAACCACUUAGACUACAACAAAGUGCCCCUAAAGUGUCCUGCAAUAUAUCAGAAAGAUUCCACUCGUGAUCAGUUUGCCCGAAAGUAUCAUUCAGCACAUGUUGGAGUUGAAACAAUGAAGAGGUAAAACCCUAUAGCCUCCUAAGAGUGUCUCCCCAAGAAGACCAGGCAGAACCAGGCAGGUGAGAAAUAAUUUUCUCAUCAAACCAAACAUUUGUGCCAAGUUUGAGUGAAAUUGGUGAUUUGAGCUUUAUCACCUCCUGCCUGGUUUUCCUGUGGACACUCUUGAACAUUGUGUAUUGAUUAAAAUAUUCACUAAGUUGCUAACUUUCCAUUACAGAUGUUUCUUUUCUGCUGGCUCACCAUCUCAACCACCCUUACGUAGCCAAAGCUACAAGGAUACAGUUUGUUCAUUUUGUGGCAAUAAAUACAACCUUGCUAAGUAUUGGUCUUUUGAGUUACUAAAUUUCUCCAGCUUUGCUGCCAUCUUGGCAUUUUCACGUCCACAGUUCAAUAUAAUCCCACUGUGAAAACCGCCUGGCCAGUAGAUUUUGUGUUGGUUCUCUUGGUUGAAAAUCACACAUUCACCAUCCCGGAUUUGAGCAGUAAAUAUGUAGCCAAUUUCUUGCAAAUUUGUUCACUUCCUGUGAUGUCCAAGCUUCCUGGGAAUUGAUAUUACCCAUAUAACUGCAUAAAGUGCUGCUCUAGCGACACCGCUAAAGAAUGACUGGAAAAAUUUGUGGAUAACUAUUUCAACAUUCCCGACAAAUUCCAAGAUCAUUCUGACUUUACUGACGUUUGCCUGCUUAACAUAAGACUUUUGUGUUUGGUGUUGAAUGUAAACAGAAUGCACCUGGGCUGACGACGCCUUAAUUUGUGUGUUGUAUGCCUGUCUGCCUAUCUGGCUAUUUUGCUCAAGUAAUCCAUAUAAGGAGUCAUGCAGCAAUGAGAAUUCUAUGUUUUGGACAACUACAGUUAGCAGAACAGGAUAUGGAUGCCUAGCUAUGCAAAAGUAACUGACUUUGUGAGAAGGAAAGAAACAAUAGCAACAAGUUGAUUUUUAUUUUUCUGCACAGUGUGACAUUUGAAUUAACAUGUUGGUUCUGGACUAAUCAAUACUUAAGAUGUCACCCACAGUACAUGUAACUUUCCCUUUAAAAUCAAGGAUUUCACACAGUAGCCUGAAAAACUUUCCAAGAUUUGACUUUAUGGACUGGCUUCCUAAGUACACUCCACUAAAGAUAAUGCAUUAUCAUAAAACAUCUGUCAUUGCACCUCUUAUUCCUUCCAUUAAACUGUUCCCACCAUUCUUAUUUAGAGAUAAAGCAUUUUAUUUGAAUGGAGUGUUGGUAUUAGUAUGAAAUAAUGUGUUUUUACAUUUAGUGUACAUCUGUCGGCUGAACCUCAUUUCCACUUUUCCCACGAUUUGAGCAAAAUUUCGUAAAAUUUGCCGUUCUGUUGAGGGACGUCCUGUAUCUUCUAGUCCUGUUCUCUCAUUUUUUGUUGUGCUAUUUUGCUUCUCUUAGAAAUGUCCAGUCUGCUGCCAGUCAGGAUGGGUCAAAAGUUCUGAGGUUUGGGUAUACUGAAGAGGCAAGAAGACUUCUACAGCAGUGUAGAGAAAAUCUACCACCUAAGACUACUAGCCUUCUCUCAUCUUUAGUAUGUCAAAAGGCCAUUGAAGCAUUACUAGACCAGGACACUGAACCAAUGAAUUGCAGGGUCCUUAGACAACAUGAGGUGCAGUUUGGGGUUUUUCUGUGAAAAAUGUUUCAUGGGUCUUAAGUAAUGCCCUGGGAAUAUACACGCUACCUUGUAUAUUAAGUGGUAAGUGUCAACAAAGAAAGGGAGACAGAGGCAGCUUUGAGUAAAAGUAAAUUUCUCUUUAAGAGUUAUACAGAACAAUUUAAACAGGGCAUUGAGGCUGCAAAAAUGAAAAAGAAAGGAGAGAAAAGUGGCUCUACAAAAACUGUAGCAGCUGUGUCACAGCACUAAACAAAAAUAGGUCUGUAAUGUGUACUUGGGGUCUUUUGCUUAGUUUUGUUCCUUUCAGUUGGAAUGUAAUUUUUUUCAUACAUUUCAUCUUUGUCAGUUUGAUAAAGCCAGGUAUUCAUAUCAUCUUAUACACUUUAUGUGAACAGUGCUACUGCUACUAUCAACAGCUAAGAUGGAGAAAAUUCUUUGUCAUCAACCCUCAACAAACAUUGCCCCCAGGCCAAUAUUUUAAACACGCACCUUAGUAAACUGCACGCCAGCCUUAAGUGAGUAUGAUUACAGGCUAUUUAUACUCCAACAGGGGUUUACAGACCAUUACAGAGAAAUAACUAAUUUAUCUGGGCAAAACUAAUUCUCUCUGAAAGUUGCAUUGGGUGAUUGGAAGUAUAUCUAAAAUCGGUAACACUUGGCAGGAGAGCUCGAAUUUUCCUGGCAAGGCGGGAAGGGAUCAAAAAAAUUAAAAUAUAUAUUUUUAAAUUUAUGACUGUUAAUUUCCUUUAUUAGUAAUAUUUCUUGACAUUUUACUAUCUUUUACUAUUUUGUUGACAUUGUAUGUUAAAAUACUGUAAGUUAUAUGCUAGAUUACUAUUUCUUGAGAGAGGAACAUAAUUCAGUCAUUUUGACUGCAAAGGGUGUUUUUCAAUAGACAAUUUGUCUGACUGUUUACUCC
This is a messenger RNA of Orbicella faveolata, 6366 nucleotides long. RefSeq lists its product as uncharacterized. Lineage: Eukaryota; Metazoa; Cnidaria; Anthozoa; Scleractinia; Merulinidae. The record is from RefSeq and is a predicted model, not a curated record.